GUGCUUUUCAAGGUGAAGGUGAACUAUACAGAAUCUGAUUGAAAACAAUGCAUCAACAACAGCAGCUGUCUGGUGCCAAUGCAGUUAACCCAGCUGUGGCAAUGCAGCAGUAUUUACCAAUGGGUGAUCCACAACAACAGCAACAGCCUAAGCAGACCCCAGCAGAACAACAAGUGAGUCCUUUACUUGCCGCACCACAGCCCCUGGCUUCCCCCAUGUCUACAAAUCAUGUACCACAGUACAGCCCUGAGACCAAUGCCAAGUAUAAACUGAAGUACAAGAGACUGAGAAAAGUUGUGAAACAAGUGAUGUUUUUGAAUGCAGCUCUGUGUGAUGAAGUGGUCAAGGCAGAGGAAAGGGUCAUCAGGUCCAGAGAAGAGAGAAGGUUUCUCCUGAAGAAGCUGUUCCAGUAUCAGACAUUAUCAGAUGCGACAUCAAGAGUUGGAGGAGGACACUCACGUGCCAAGCCCCCCAGUAUUAGCCCCAUCUUCAACAGUGGACCCUCUUCAGUAACACCCCAGGGCAUGCUGGGUAGUGAUACACCCAAGGUCAAGGUCAAGAAAGAAGUGAAGAAGAAGGAAGUGAAUUCUACAGAGGUCACAAAGGGAAAGAGUAAGAAACCCAAGCCACCAGCUCCCAAACUUAUACAGCCCAUCCCCUCAGACUCCAGUGGUAGACCUAUAUUCCCCAUAGAACUAGGCACAUUGACUGUAUACAGCAUAGGAGAAGUUGUCUGUGAUAGAGCAGGUUAUCACUCCAAUGAUUACAUAUACCCAGUGGGGUUCUGUACCACCAGACUCUAUGCCAGCCUGGAUGAUCCUCUAAAACAAUGUAUAUACACAUGCAAAAUUACAGACAAUGGACCCAAACCAAAGUUUGAGAUCUGUCCUGAUGACAACCCCUCUGUUGUGUUUGCCUCUGACUCUGCCUCUGAGUGUCACAGAAUGUUACUGGAGAGAAUACGGAGGAUAAGCGGGGUAGACUUGGUGGAAGCCAAAGGCAAAGGACCAGAUUUCUUUGGAUUUUCCCAUCCCACCAUUCAGAACCUUAUCCAGAACUGUCCCGGGGUGAAGAAAUGCAUCAGUUACCAUUGGGUAAAAUUUGAACUGUGCAAGAUGCUGCCAGAGUCUGGGGAGCUGACUGUGCCCAGUGAAAACGAUGCAUCUAUAAGCUUUGAAGCUCUCAAGAAAUCCCCCAUGUUCAGACAGUUGGUUUCCCAAAGAGAGCAGCAUGAAGGAGCAGAGUCCAGUGCUCAUCUCAGGUCCUUGUUAUCUAAACACUAAGACACUGGAUCCUGAUGUCCUUAAGAAAGCUUUGAGAUCAGUUUAGGACCUUGUUAUCUAAACACCAUGACUCUAGACACAGAUGUCCUACAGAAGGAUUGGUGAUCUAAGCACUUAAAAGCCCUGGACAGCAGCAUCCUUUGUGGAGAGCUAAGUCAUCAGUUGGGAUCUUUGCCAGCUAAGCUGAUCAAAAUGGAGAAUCUUACCAGACUUGCUGAAACUGUCUGCCCUGCUGGUCAUGACUGAUAAAAUUUUCAAGUCAAGGAACGAUGGAUAAAUUGUGUUCAGUUGAUCAAAAGGACCACUGACAAUUUUAGAGCAGCAAUACUGGAUUAACAGUUGCCAUGAUACUCACUUAAUGAGCAAUAUUCAACAUGGCA
Messenger RNA from Lingula anatina, 1663 nucleotides. Its product is annotated as transforming growth factor beta regulator 1. NCBI's taxonomy places the organism in Eukaryota, Metazoa, Brachiopoda, Lingulata, Lingulida, Lingulidae. Gene Ontology annotation, biological process: regulation of cell cycle. Gene Ontology annotation, cellular component: nucleus. The record is from RefSeq and is a predicted model, not a curated record.